AUGGCCACUCAGCAACGUUUGUAUAGUAGCACACGUGCUGUAUUCGAGUCGGUGGCACACCUGUCCUCGUCGUGCAAGCAUCAUAUCAAGAACCCCGACGACAAGACGGCGUAUGCCAACGUCAUUGAGACGGCUGGCCACUUGCAGUCGCUCACACAGAGCAUGUCGGUCGAUGCCGGCAAGAUUGCCAGUAUCGUGGCAUUGCGUGACUGCUCCAAAGACAUGAUCAGCUACGUGUCGGCGUUGAUGGGUGCUGCUAGAGCAUCGUCCUCUCACUUGCCCGACGCCAACAGCAUGUCGCUCAACAAGGCCUCCAAGGAGGUCAGCGACGCACUCGCCAAGCUCAUGGUCGGUAUCAAGCGUGUCGGCGCCGACCCCAAGUCGGAAAAGAUGCAGCUCGAGCUCCUCGAACUCUCGCAAAAGCAGUCGCUCCCACCCAUGAACCUCGUGUCGACCAGCAAGCGUCUUGCACCCAAGAUUGGCGACGCCAACCAAAAGCAGACGCUCGUGUACGCAUCCGACGCUGCAUCGCAGGCCGUCCAGCGUCUCAUGAAGACGUGCGAGACCUACAAAAAGAUCUGCGGACACGCCGAAAUUGAAGAGUCGCUCGAGGCAUUUGACUCGACCAUCUCGGAGCUCGAGACACUCGAGAUUGCCAUCCAAGGUGGCUUUGUCGAGACCAUUCCAGGCCAGACACGCGAGAACAGCACUGAAAUGCUGAUGAUUGCCAUCAAAGACCUGAACCGCGUCAAUGCCGAGCUGACCACCGAGAUCCGCACCAACCCUGCUCGUCUCGCAGACCUCGUCAAGGCCAGUACGUCGACUGCCAACCAAGUCGCCAUGGCUGGACGUGCAUUGAUCUCAACGACCGUUGGAAAGGCACCACAAAAGAAGCUGCUCGCCACUGUCAAGCAACUGACCAUUGACAUGCAGCAGUUGGUGCGUGCCAGUCGCUCGAUUGCGACCAAUCCAGGUGACCCUGCCGCCGAGCUAUUGUUGGAUGCUGCCAGCGAGGAUGUCGGCUCGACUGUCGCCAGUUUAGUUGCUGCUAGCUCGCAUAUUGAUUGCAAGGAGUUGGAUGAGGCGUCGGUUGAUAUCGGCAACCUCCUCACCAAGCUCAGCAGCGCCGCUCACCACGGAUCGAGUAACGAGUCAAUUGGAGAGUACCAAGAAGAGUUGUCGUCUGUCAGCAAGGCACUCAAUGCCUCUGUCCUCCAGAUCAUUGCCAUGGCAAGAUCCAAGAAUCUCAAGGGUCUUGGUGCAAGCAGCAAGAUCACCUCAUCGACGGUCCAGUCGAUGGUCAACUGUGCCAACAAGGUCGUUCAAUGCGGCGACUGUACCGAACAAACACAAAGCUCGCUCAUCUCCAAUACUGGACAGUUGUGUCAUCAGUUGGUCACUCUCUUGGACUAUGCCAAGGCUCGUGUAGCCAACUCUAAAGAUCCAGUUUAUGAUCAACAACUAUUGCAAUGUGCAAAGCUUGUCGAAGACACUUCCAACAAGCUCAACCGUGCACUUGGUGGUGGCGGUAUGAGUGUCUGCGACGAGUCGAUUGAUGUGAUUAUCGAAGCAACACGUCUACUCGACACACUCAUUAUGCCAGAGGUUGGUGAGGGUAUUGUACUUGGAGGUGGUGUGUUUGAAAUGGCUCACCAACAAUCUCUUAUUGCACUCACCUCGUCGGCCAAAGAUCUCGGUCGAUGCAGUGGUGAUAUUGUCUCGAGUGCCCGUGUGAUGGGUAACUCUGAGGCAUUGAUGGGUAGCGCGAUGAAGGCAGCUCAUAUCAUCAAGGAUAUUGUCAACUCGACAAGAUCUGUCUUGCGUACCACCAUGUCAUCUGCCGCACCCGAUAUUCUUAUUCCAAGCAAACAGAUCCUUGAUUCGGCCGCACUUAUCCGUGCUUCGUCGGCUGGAUCAGCUGAAGGUCUACCACAAGUUAUCCAAGCUGCACGUACUAUUGCUACAGCCACCACCCAGAUCUUUGCAGUCACCAAGGACCGUAUGAAGGAACAAGGUGAGGACGAAGAGUCGGGUCGCAGCGAGAUGGUUCAAACUACCCAAACACUCGCACACGCCACCUCUAAUCUUGCACGUGGUGUCAAGGCUGUCACGUCCAAGGAACCCAACGGACAAGAGAUCCUCGAUCAGUCAAUUAGAGAGUUGGAAGAGUCGACAUCAUCGUUGUUGAUGUGCUCGAGCAGCAGGGGAUCUGGCGGCGCCAAGGACUUUGCCCGUCUCUUGCAAGCAUGUCGUGCAGUCUCUUCGACAACACUCAAUGUCAUUCAUUCGGCCAGCGAAGCCAACAUGAAGCCCAAGGAAAGCGAGGUGCAGUCACGUGUCAACGACGCUGCCAUUAGCAUGUCGACCGCCAUCAAGGAUGUGCUCAAGGUUGGUGCUGGUAUGAUGCCAGGUGUAUUGUUGUGCGAGGAAGCUAUCGAUGUUGUUCAAAAGUCGAUUGGUGACUUGUCAACCAUGGCAUUGUCUGUGGCCGUCGGUCAGACCUUUGACAACAACCAAGGUGUGUCGCAUGUUGCUGCACAAGAGUCAAUGGUCGAUAUUGUAAAGUCGAUUGGUCGUGGUAUCAACGAGCUCGGCAAGGCAUCCCGUCAAUCACCCGAGCAGAUUGGUAUCACUGCCCGUGCACUUGCCUUUACCACCCCUACACUCGUCCAAGCUACCCGUACCAGUCUCUCAACACUCACCGAGGAGCAACAAGACUCGCAGAGCAAGUUAGUCAAUGAAAGCAAGUCGCUCGGAGACAGUUUACUCAAGUUGUGUCAAGCUUCACUUGGCGCUAGUACCGCACCCGGCAAAGAGACAUACCAAACGAUUCUCACACGUUGUGCCGAUGCAUCCGACGCAAUGAACCGUCUCGUCGCCCAGAUUUCAUCAGGUGUCAACUUGCACCGUGAUCUCGAUGAAGUACUUGAAAGUAUCAAACACUCAUUGGCCAAUCUUGCCAAAGACCACCCCGCACCCAAACAACAACAAGACCAAAAGAACUACCAAGACUACAAGGAUGAUAUUACCACAUCGACCAAGGAUCUGGCCAUAUCACUCAAGGGUCUCAUUGCCACCGAUCAAAGCAACCUUGUCCAAAUCUCUACAGUAUGCAAGGAUAUUGCAUCAUUGGUUGGAUCCAUCUCGGGCAACGUUGUACAUGUUGUCGGUACUAGCGGCGACCAAAAGAUCAAGGACGCUAUCCUCACCAAUGCCAAGCAAGUCAUUGCAUCCACCUCGACUAUUGUAGAGAUUUCCAAGCAGUUGUCUGAAGGCAGAACACAAUCAUCUGUCACACACGGCGAAGCAUUCAAGAGUGCAUCGGACGGUAUCACUCGUUUCCUCCAAGCCAUCAAACAAGGUGCUAUUGGUGAAAUCCAAAGUGACGCUGCCGUUGAAUCGAUUAAAAAGAUUAUUCGUGAUAUUGACGCAUCCUCUCUCUUUGCUGCCGCCGGUCAACUCGAGUCAACCGCCGCAUCAGGCAACACAUCCCAAGCCAAACAAAACAGACUCAAAUCACUCCAAAAGGAUAUUGUCACUGGUGCCAAAUUACUCAUUGUCAGUGGGUCACAGUUGGUCGGUUCGAGCAAGGGUAGCCAAGAACACCUCGGUUCUGCCACCACCAAAUUUGCCGAGAUGGUCAGUCACCUCGCUAUGGGUGCCAAGGAGAUUGCCAGUAUCCUCAGCGAUACUGCCUCACAACAAGACAUUUUGUCUGCCAGCAAAGCAUUGUCCAUCUCAUCUCAACAACUAGUGUUGGCUGGAAAAGACGCACAACGUUUCAAAAAGGAUAGUACUGCCUUUAGAUCUCUUGGAAAGGCUGCUGAAGGUGUAGCUGAAGCAGUUGGUCAAUUCAUAUCAAGCAUUUACUUUGCCAUUAGUGAAGCUGGAAAGGGACUCAAGGAACUUGAAAAGGCUCAUCUUGUCAUCAACUCGUUUGUUGAGAGACCCGACACUGUCAUUACCAACCACAAGACAUCGGCCGAGCAAGUCGUCACUUGUAUCCGUGAGGUUGCCAAGUCGUCAAUUGAAAUUGUCACUUCGUACCAAAUGACCCAAGACGACCUCGUCAAGUCGUCGCAAGCACUUGUCACGGCCGUGCAAUCGCUCAUCUCCAACAGCAAGGGUGCCACACAGCUCCUCGACAAGGAGGACGACAAGGCCGCCCUCACUGACGGCGUCAAACAACUCAACCUCAGUAUUCUCGACCUCAUUACCAAUGUCAGAGAGCAAGAUAAAGAAGGUCACGCCAACGGAGCCAAAAUGGUCUCAGAGACAAGUAGACUGGUUUCAGACAAUGUCCGUACGUUGAUGCGAUCGGCCAAGACCAUCCCAGGUGGUGAAGACAUUGUAUUGGAGGACGACCAGGUCGAAGAGGACCUCGAACUCAGUGCCGAGAAUGAACUCAAUGCCUUGACCAAGGCUAUCGAAGAUGCCACCAAGCAAUUGGUUGCUAGUCGUCCAUCGACCACUAAAAAGGCCGCUGGUGUCCCAUUGGACGCUACUGAUGUCGCCGGUAUCAUUGUUGAUGCUUCUAGUAGCAUUGCCGUUGCCGUUGCCAAGCUCGUUCAAAUGGCUGCCGUCUCACAAGGUAAACGUCGUCAAGAACAACAACGUCUUGGGUCUCACUACAAACAAGAUCCAACUUGGUCGAAUGGAUUAAUCUCUGCUGCCAAGUCGGUUGGUGGAGCUGUCCAAAUGAUGAUCAACGCUGCCAUUAAAUCAACACAAGGAAAGGCCGAAGAGGAGGAAUUGAUCGCCACUGCCAGAGAGGUUGCUGCCUCUACCGCCCGUCUCGUCUCUGCUUCCCGUGCCAAAUCUGGUGAUGACCAAGCUAGCAAGCAAGCCCACCAAACACUCAUGGCCGCUGCCAAGGCUGUCACUUCUGCCAUUUCAAAAUUAUUCGAGGCUGCCAAACAAGCCACCGCCCUCCAAGAAGAAGAAGAGGAACAAGAACAAGAAAUCUUUAACUUUACCGGUUCAAAGAUCAAGGAAUUGGAACAACAAAUGAAGAUUCUUCGUUUGGAAAAGGAAUUAAAUCAAGAAAGAAAACGUUUAUUAACUUCAAGAAAACAAUCUUAUCAAACAAACAAAUAA
This is a messenger RNA of Cavenderia fasciculata, 5097 nucleotides long. It is a transcript of the gene talA, whose product is annotated as filopodin. The transcript has a single exon. The coding region runs from base 1 to 5097 and encodes 1698 amino acids. The record is from RefSeq and is a predicted model, not a curated record. Gene Ontology annotation, cellular component: plasma membrane. Lineage: Eukaryota; Evosea; Eumycetozoa; Acytosteliales; Cavenderiaceae. Gene Ontology annotation, biological process: cell-cell adhesion. Gene Ontology annotation, molecular function: actin filament binding.